Molecule: messenger RNA, 1072 nt
Organism: Dermacentor silvarum
Lineage: Eukaryota; Metazoa; Arthropoda; Arachnida; Ixodida; Ixodidae
Exons: 6
Coding region: 332-1027 (231 amino acids)
Source: RefSeq, a predicted model, not a curated record
AAUCCUCGAAACGCCAAAGCGCUGCGGCAACUAAGGUUUCAAGGCCGCAAAGUAGACAACAGAGAGCUCGAAAUCAACAAACAAGUUCUCAAGGAACGCAGCAAGGACGUGUGGAUGAACAUGAACCAGAACAACGCCGAGAACACGACGUCGCCGACAGCCAGCGGCCUUAGUGAUCAGCCCACGUCGCCUCCCGGUUUGACUCGAAACCCGUCUAUGGCCUCGACUACUCCUUUGUUGGCUGCUCCUUUUGAUUCGGAAUCGGCUACGGCUGCGUACAUGGCCUCGACAAUGGCUCCGGCUCCGCAUCCAGCUCCGAUGGCGGCCGUGAAUGCGAAUCCGGCGUCGCAUUCAUUUGCGGUUAUGGCUGCAACUGACGGAUUCGGCAGCGCACGUGGCUUCGUCUACUGCGGCUGAAGAAGUUGGGGCUGUGUCAUCAACCACUGCCACUGCUGCUGCUGCUGCAGAACCUCACAACGGAAAUUCUCGUACGACCUUCAGAUGGAACACAAGCUGGGCACACUUGGAGCGCCAAGAAGCGGCUACGAGGCAAGCGCCAAGAAGACAGCGUCCUGCACACAGGCCUCUGGGCGAUGACCGAAACGCCAGUGUCGUACGAGGAACAUACUGCGCCAGGGCUUACCCUUGUGACACCUGCCGCUACCACUUCGACGUCCGCCUAGACCGACGCGAGGCCUUACUGAACUGGUUCAGGGACAGCGACAACCUGGACAACCACGUGUUGUUUCUGUUAAGCGUGUUGUUCGCCAGUGGGCUGGCGAUGUCCCUCACGUUCGCCUGGCUGGAAGCCUCCCAUCGGAUGGCCAACAGGUCCUUGUGGCUGAAUGUGCCGCUGGGGAUCGCCUUUGCCGUCCACAGCUGCCUGUGGGCAUCCGUGGCUCUCUACUGCCUAUGGCAGUACCCCAAGGCAUUCUGGAGAUGGAAAAACCAGACGCUGCCGCUGGUCGCCCAGCAUUUCAUCCGCAUGACCACGACUUCCGAUCCGGCGGCUGACCAAAUGCCGUAGCAGCCCGAGAUCGGACUCCACCGAAAGGCGCAUGGCCGGAGAAUA